Molecule: messenger RNA, 6248 nt
Organism: Acipenser ruthenus (sterlet)
Lineage: Eukaryota; Metazoa; Chordata; Actinopteri; Acipenseriformes; Acipenseridae
Product: monocarboxylate transporter 2-like
Exons: 5
Coding region: 285-1742 (485 amino acids)
Biological process (GO): monocarboxylic acid transport; transmembrane transport
Cellular component (GO): membrane
Molecular function (GO): monocarboxylic acid transmembrane transporter activity
Source: RefSeq, a predicted model, not a curated record
GCAGUGUUAAGUGGGUAUUGAAAACGUUACCCGCAAUUAUAUUAGACAAAAAUACUCUUGAUGAACAAAAGAACGCCACUCAGUCUUCUGCCAGCACGGGUUUACUACUGUACUCUGAGACCGCCCUAAACCCACCGACGACACACAGCUUCCUUGUAAGCUACACAUUCAAAUUGAUCACUGGCUCCGUACCUUCCACCACGCUGACACAGGCAAGGUCAGCGACUAAGGACCACAAGGAUACACUGCUUGCUAAGCUAAGAGACUAUUAAGAAGGGCCUAAGAUGCCACCACCUGCAGGAGGUCCCGCAACUAUCACUCCACCUGAUGGGGAAUGGGGUUGGGCUGUGGUUUUUGGAGCUUUCAUCUCUAUUGGAUUCUCCUAUGCAUUCCCGAAAGCCAUCACAGUGUUCUUCAAAGAGAUACAAGAGAUCUUCCACACUUCGUACAGCCAGAUAGCAUGGAUAUCUUCUAUCAUGUUAGCCGUCAUGUAUGCAGGCGGUCCCAUAAGCAGCAUCCUAGUAAACAAAUAUGGCAGUCGACCCAUAAUGAUCAUGGGGGGCUUCCUGUGUUCCAUAGGAAUGAUUUCAGCAUCCUUCUGCAACAGUGUUGCGCAGCUUUACUUUUGUGUCGGAGUCAUAGGAGGUUUCGGUUUGGCCUUCAAUCUGCAGCCAUCCCUCACUAUGAUUGGAAAGUAUUUCUUCAAGAAGCGUCCGAUUGCCAAUGGCCUAGCUAUGGCUGGAAGCCCGGUGUUCCUGAGCACUCUGGCCCCCCUCAACCAGUACCUGUUCAACCGCUUUGGCUGGAGAGGAAGUUUCCUCAUUCUCGGUGGGAUUCUAUUGAACUGCUGUGUGGCUGGGUCCUUGAUGAGGCCCUUAAGACCAAAACCUGCCCCUCAAACCAAAAAAGAUGUGGAGUCUGAAGCUGGAGACCCUCUCCUGCAUAAAAAGCAUGAUUCAAAGAAAUUAACAGCGUGGGAGACCUUUAAUACAUACUUGGACCUGUCUCUUUUCAAACACAGGGGAUUUCUCAUUUAUUUGUCAGGAAACGUCAUAAUGUUUUUAGGCUUCUUUGCUCCCAUUGUGUUCCUGGCUCCCUACGCCAAACACAAGGGCAUCGACGAAUACUCAGCAGCCUUUCUGCUUUCCAUCCUUGCUUUUGUAGACAUGUUCGCCAGGCCUUCCAUGGGGCUGUUGGCAAACUCUAAAUGGAUAAGGCCAAAGAUCCAAUACUUUUUUAGCUUUGCAGUAUUGUACAAUGGUAUCUGCCAUGUGCUGUGCCCAUUGGCAGAGACUUAUACAGGCCUGGUAGUCUAUGCAGUCUUCUUUGGCUUUGCUUUUGGAAUGGUCAGCUCCGUCCUCUUUGAAACGCUGAUGGACAUUGUUGGUGCUCAGAGGUUCUCCAGCGCUGUAGGUCUGGUUACAAUCAUAGAGUGCUGCCCAGUGCUCAUUGGACCACCGUUAGGAGGUUGGAUGGUGGACGUGACUAAAGACUACAAGUACAUGUAUUUUUGCUGUGGAGUCAUUGUUAUAAUUGCAAGUAUUUGGUUAUUUAUUGGGAAUGCCAUCAACUACAGACUGCUUGACAAGGAGCGCAAACGAGAGGAAGAGAAGAAAAGUGCAGCAAUCAACAGUUCUAGUCAGAAAGAGGCGGAAGCAGCUUUAGACAACACCCCUGAAAAUCUGUCAGUCAAUGCUGAAAAGACAUCGGAGGAUUCAACUGAAAGAGAAACAAAUAUUUAAAAUGUGCCCUUUUUAAAAUUACAGCUAUACAUUUGAAAAACACAACUUCUGUAAUUAUGUUCAGGUUUGAGCAGUAUUGAGGCAUACUGGCUCCACAUUAUUAAAUGUUGCUGCCAAAGUAACAGCUCUGCCUGUUAUUCAUUUAAUAUUACGUAAAACUGUACAUAUUAUUUCAACCAAUGAUCAAGUCAAAUGAAUUCAUAUGAAGCCAUAUAAUAAACAGCUACUCAAUGAUGUGUAUAAAAUUGGCCAUACACUUAGAUCUGUAUGGUUGCUACCCUGUCCCUGGCACUGUAUUGGUAUUUAAAAAAUAAGUAGAAACAGGGUUAUUUUUUCAGAAAGGGGAAUUAUUCAUGUUAAGUUACUAGGCCUGCGGGGGCUCCCGAGUGGCGCAUCCAGUAAAGGCACUCUGCGUGGAGUGCAGGAUGCACCUUAUAGUCUGGAGGUCACCGGUUCAAGUCCAGGCUAUUCCACUGCCAGCUGUGGACAGCAAAACUGACUAAAACUGAAUCAAUGUCACAUAUUGUAUCCCAGUCCUGGUCUUGGUACUUCCGAUGGAAUGAUGAUAACCAUCCUUAUUUUACUGCAUUAACCAUUUAACAUUAUAAACCUGUUGAAUAACACUGAGGAGUUGUUACCAUGGUCACUGGGUUAAUAAAGGGAUUCAUUCAUCCCCUUAAAACUGAUGUCAAAUUAACAUUUAGUGCAAUCUUUAGAUUUUCUUCCACCAAAUACCAAAUUGUUAUUAAAAUCAAGGAGACUUGAGUAAUACAUCACUAAUGUCAUAUGUUUGGUCAUAAAAAAGCCUAUUUGCAGUCCUAGGAGCUUAUUAUUUUAUUUUUAUUUUUUUUAAUUUUGAAUUGGCAAUUGUAUUUUAUCCCAUUGUCUCCCCAAUUUGAAAUGCCCAAUUUGUAAGUCUGGCUCACGGCUGCAACCCCUGCGCUGACUUGGGUUAGAUGAAGAUGAACACAUGCGUCCUCCGAAACGUGUGCCAUCAGCCGUCUGCUUCUUUUCACACUGCAGCCCCACCGUGCAGCCACCUCAGAGCUAUAGCAUCGGAGGACCACGCAGCUCUAGGCCGCUUGCAGGCAGGCCUGCAGGCACCCGUCCAGUCUACAGGGGUCGCUGGUGCGCGGUGAGCCGAGGACACCCUGGCCGACCUAAGCCCUCCCAACUCCGGGCGGCGCUCGGCCAGUUGUGCGCUGCCCCCUGGGAACUCCAAGACCAAAAUCAUAUACAGUGUAAAAAAAAAAUGUUUAUUACUUUGUGACAAAAAGAAAAUCAUGUUGAACAAUGUAGUUAAUAUGCGGAUUCAGAGGAAAUGUUCAUUCUUGAGAGUAGUUGUUUAAUAUUAACUUUCACCAAUGAUGCAUUGCCUUAAAUUCUGAAAUGCAACUCAGAACUCUUUUUAUUAUACUCUAGUUAACAGGAGAUCUUGAAUCAAAUCCCCCUUUUAAUGAUAUAUAAAAUAAAUUAUGACAUAUUUUUCCUAGUAUUUUUGUAUUACUUAUACAGCAGUAUAUCAUUUAAUCAAAAUGUAUGCAAUGUGGUGUAUCAUUUCGUAAAUACCAUUGGUUGAUAUGUUUAAAUGAUGGAACUGAAUUAGAUAGUGGUGCAUGUGUUUAUAAAGUAUAGCGGUCUUUACUCUCAGUACAGGGCUAUACAGCUGUGCCAAUCCAACGCAGCAGAAUGAAUGUUAAUGCUCACUCCAGUUCUCAUUUGCAGAAUUGUAAAUAGAAUCAAUUACAGUAUUCCCUUCAUAAAAUCAAUCAAUGUGUCUACCAAUAUACAAAAACUUUGAUAAAUGCAGUACAACACUGUUCUUCCAUCUACUGUUCAAAGCUUUUAUUUUCUGUGGUUAAGUUAUGGUAUUGGUAUCAUUCUGUAACUCCACCUGCAACUCCACUUUAAGUGUAUUUAUCCAGCUGCAAAUUAUUUGCAAAGGUUCAUGAAGCAAUCGGUGUUAAUAUGAAUACAUAUUUUUAUCAUUGUAAGUUAUGUAUAAUUGGAAUAAGCUAUUAACUAUAUUCUUUUGAGGAUCAUGUGACCUUACCGCUGGGAUGGCUGCUUGCUGAUAUAGCUCCUGUCGCCACUUCACUAUUUCAUUUAUAAUUGAACAACUUAUGCUCUGAUCGACAACGACUUCGCUCCGGUCAUCGUACAGGGGCAAAAGCUCUCUUUUUAUGUGGAUUACUCUGCUGUCACCGCCGUGAAGAGGAGGGCCUUUGGUGAAGUGAGAGCGAAGCUUCACACCCAGGGAGUGGACAGUUUCUUGGUGUGUCCAGCUGUUUUGAAGAUUAAUCAUGUCUUUCACUACUCCUGAAGAGGUCAAUUUUUUUCUUUGCUCAACGUCUUCAGGAUACGACGGGGGUUAUUGAUCCCUCUGCACGCAGGGCCCUGCGUUUCACAACCCUUAGCCCAAAUGGAACAUCGGUAUCAAUGGACUAACUUAGCCACUGCUAAUACAAUGACAGCAUGGGAUACUGCUGCCGAUAAAGAAGCACAGUUGUUCGAGUAAGAUCAAGUGCAUAUUAUGGCAUUUCCCCCUAGGAUAACUUUCAUCCAAUUAAUUAAGGUAUAUUCUUUCUUUGAUAUUUUAGUUUGAAUAUUGUAUCUUGUUGUAAUAUUCUUGUUUUUGUCUUGAUAUUAUGUUGUAUUUCUCAAUCAGUCAAUUUUUAUUUUAUAUAGCGCUUUUCAUCGUGGACCACCAUCACAAAGCACUUUUUGUGAUAUUGUUGUGAUAGGUACUGUUGUGAUAUUUUUUUGAUCUGUAUGGUCUCCCCCAUUUCCCUCUUCCCAAGGGUGGGGAAAAGAAAGGAAAAUUAAUAAAAAUAAUUGUUCACAAAAAACUAUAUUCUUGUAAGGGGGGCUUCUCGAGUGGCACAUCCGGUAAAAGCGUCCUAUAGUUUGGAGAUCGCCGAUUUGAAUCCAAGCUAUGCCACUGUCGACCAUGGACGGGAGUUCCAAAGGGGCAGCGCACUACUGGCCAAGCACUGCCCAGGCGGGGUUAGGUCGGCUGGGGAGUCCUUGGCUUACCACACACCAGCGACCCCUGUGGCUGGCCGGGCGCCUGCAGGCCAGCCUGUACGCAAUUCAGAACGGCGUGGUCCUCCGACACUAAGUUUGGGAUAUGGCUGCAUGGCGGGCUUGCAGAGUGAAAAAAAGCGGACGUCUGAUGGCACUCAUUUCAGAGGAUGUGAGUGCUCGUCUUCGUCUCUCCCGAGUUAGUUCAGGGGUAGCGGUAAGCCAGGUUGAAUAAUAAUUGGACAUUCCAAAAUUGGGAGAAAAUUGGAAAAUGAAUAAAAAUAAAUGUUAAAAAAAACAAAAAAAAAACUAUAUUCUUUUAAAACACUGUUACACUGUCAUCUGUGUUCAACUAACACCAUAUUUUCUUUUCCCCUUUAUAUUGUAAUGCAAAUACAAUAUAAAUAAAUAUGUAGCCGAAUGUUGAAUAUAUGGUUAAUUUGCUCUAAAUGUGAUAUGUUUUGUAAAUCACAUUUAGAAAGUGAUUAUACAAACCGUGCCAUAUAAAGGAGAAAAAUACCCACACACAAUUAUUUUCUCUUUUAUUUAUCUUGUGUUUUGUUUUGUUUUUUUCUGUUAAAAUAACUUGAAUCUUGUAGAAGGAAUGUUAAAGGUUCACACAUGCAUUUUGAGAAAUAGUGCUGUGGCAAUGACCAGUCAACUCUCCAGUAACUGCCAAAUUUGUGCUUUCUCUGUACCUUCCUACUAAUAUCUAGUAGUAUAUAGUUUACCGUAUUCCUUCAAAUGUACCACCCUCAAUUUGAGGAAAAAGAAAAACAUCAAAUAAAUUACGCUUUUGUAUGGUACAAAACUGACACGAAUCAGUGUUGUUGUAGAUUAACCACAGAGCACACAGUUUAUCGUGCUGCACAUUGUACAAUACUUAAGAUAGCGUCUCUGUUGUACACACACCACCACUCACUUACGGCAUCGCACAUCCUGGCAACAGUAAGCACGACACAACACUCCACGGCAUCAGGCAACAUGUAACCCAGCAACCACAACAGCACACUGAACUGUGGUAUUGCUUAGCAUGCUGAAAAAAAUACGGGGGUCUGAUCAUUACAAUUUAAGCAUUUCUAACAGUUACUUAAUGCACCCACUAUAUGGAUAAGUACAAUAAGUGCAUCUCCGCACAACCAAAAAAAAAGUCAUAAAUAAGUGGUUACAUCAAAAAGUCAUAAUUAAACAAUCUGACAACACAUCGCCUUUUUAUCACAUUCCCAAACAUUUAUUUUCCUUGGAAUUCUCUGUCUCUUAAACUGCUGAAUGUCUUUUUUAUUAAAAAUAUUCCAAGCACUAGAAAUGUUAGCCCGCUUUGAAAUUCCCACACUAGAAGCCAGUGAAUUAUUCAUCGGAGACCAAGAAAACAAAAGCACAACAAAGCAAACUGCCUUCGAUAUAAACCUGGUGGAAACAUACCACGACAAGAGUUAAAAUAGAUGCUGACUGACAGCGAUUCAUUUGUGAUGUUUUACUGUG